This is a messenger RNA of Westerdykella ornata, 2236 nucleotides long. Its product is annotated as putative fumarate hydratase. The coding region runs from base 295 to 1911 and encodes 538 amino acids. Gene Ontology annotation, cellular component: mitochondrion; tricarboxylic acid cycle heteromeric enzyme complex. Gene Ontology annotation, biological process: tricarboxylic acid cycle; malate metabolic process; fumarate metabolic process. The transcript is spliced from 4 exons. Lineage: Eukaryota; Fungi; Ascomycota; Dothideomycetes; Pleosporales; Sporormiaceae. Gene Ontology annotation, molecular function: fumarate hydratase activity. The record is from RefSeq and is a predicted model, not a curated record.
UUUUUAUCUCCCAAGACCUACGAGCCGCACAUCUCCCCAUCCACUUCUGUCUGUGUCAAGAAUCAAGACAGUUGCAGAAACUCGGCAAUUUACCUUUCUACCUUGGUAAAAUGCAGCCCAACCUUCACAUCUUCGCAUCGACGGAUGCCCCGUACGCCAAGGCUGUCCGGUUUUUCCCGACCCGUCUGCGCUCUGUCCAGCUAGAGCGAUUAUAUCGUCACCUCGGAGCCGAAUUCAUUUUAUAUACAUCUUCAACUUGCGCGCCUUCAAUUCUCCCCCAACGAGCCGUCCACCAUGUUUCGAUCAGCUCGAACGACCCUCCGCGCUGCCGAGGCCGCGGCCAUGCGCCCUCUGGCACAUGCAAAACCCUACCCCUCCUGCGUCACCGCGGCCCGCAGCUGCAGAGCUCUGUCGACGACUCCCCGUUCCUCGCCCUGCUUCACCCCAUUGACCGCCCGUAACACCUUUUCCCGCCCAUCUGUCGCUUUCGCACACACAACCAGGAUGGCUUCGACACGCACAGAGACCGAUGCCUUCGGCGAGAUCCAGGUCCCCGCCGACAAGUACUGGGGUGCCCAGACGCAGCGCUCCCUCUCCAACUUCAACAUCAACCAGCCGCAGGACCGCAUGCCCGCACCCAUCGUGAGGGCCUUCGGCAUUCUCAAGGGCGCUGCGGCCAAGGUCAAUGUCAAAUACGGCCUGGACCCCAAGCUCGGAGAGGCCAUCCAGCAAGCCGCAGCAGAGGUAGCUUCGCUCAAGCUCAUUGAUCACUUCCCCCUGGUCGUUUGGCAGACUGGAUCCGGCACCCAGUCCAACAUGAACGCAAACGAGGUCAUCUCAAACCGCGCCAUCGAAAUCCUCGGAGGGCAGAUGGGCUCCAAGAAGCCUGUCCACCCCAACGACCAUGUCAACAUGUCCGCUUCGUCCAAUGAUACCUUCCCUACCGUCAUGCACAUUGCUGCCGUGCUUGAUUUUGAAGAAUCCCUGCUGCCCGCUUUGAGGAGCCUGCGCGACGCCCUGAAGAAGAAGAGCGAACAAUUCGAACGCAUCAUCAAGAUUGGCAGGACGCAUUUGCAGGACGCCACCCCCUUGACUCUCGGUCAGGAAUUCUCUGGCUACGUUCAACAAUUGGAUUUCGGCAUUGAGCGCGUCCAGUCCGCUCUCCCACGCCUGAGGAUGCUUGCGCAAGGUGGAACCGCUGUCGGUACCGGAAUCAACACGUUCAAGGGAUUCGCAGAGGAUAUUGCUGCCGAGGUCAGCAAGGCGACCGGUCACGAGUUCGUUACCGCCCCGAACAAGUUCGAGGCUCUGGCGGCACAUGACGCCAUCAUCGAGGCUUCCGGCCAGCUCAAUACCCUUGCUGCUUCCCUCUUCAAGAUCGCUCAAGACAUCCGCUUCCUUGGUUCUGGUCCUCGGUGUGGCCUCGGCGAGUUGAAGUUGCCUGAGAAUGAGCCGGGCUCCUCCAUCAUGCCAGGAAAGGUCAAUCCGACCCAGUGCGAGUCCUUGACCAUGGUUUGCACUCAGGUGUUCGGCAACCAUGCUGCCACGACUUUCGCUGGCUCGCAAGGCAAUUUCGAAUUGAACGUCUUCAAGCCGGUCAUGAUCCGCAAUCUGCUCCAUAGUUCCCGCCUCCUUGCCGACGCCAUGAGGAGCUUUGAGAAGAACCUUGUUGAGGGUCUGGAAGCCGACGAAGCACGUAUCUCGUCGCUUCUCAAUGAGAGCUUGAUGCUCGUAACAUGCCUCAACCCCGUUAUUGGUUAUGACAACGCCUCUAAGGCCGCCAAGAACGCGCACAAGAAGGGCAUCACGCUCCGUGAGAGCGCUGUCGAUCAGCUCAAGAUCAUCUCAGCCGAAGACUUUGACAAGCACGUCCGCCCCGAGUUGAUGAUCCACCCCAAGGAGAAGAAAUAGAUCAGAUGGAUCUCAUGUAUAAAUCAAGCGUACCAUUAAUUUGUAAAGCGUAAGAUCAGAUCUGUACAUUAUGUCGUUUGUACAAAGGACAGCAAACACAGGAAAUACGUCGCAAAUGAAUUUUGCAGUCAUGACACACCGAGAGGCUAUUGCAGUCGUAAAAGAUGGAGUUAAAAGUUCAUUUACCGUUUAGUUACGCCAGCCCUGGAGCGCACAGAACGAUCACGUGAUAUCGUGCUAGCGUGCUUGGUUUGGCUCUAGCCGAUUUUGACCUAGCAGGCGCCAACGCGCUGAUAGGAAGCCGUACACCGGUAGACUCUCCCUU